This is a messenger RNA of Stegastes partitus (bicolor damselfish), 5537 nucleotides long. It is a transcript of the gene sh3kbp1, whose product is annotated as SH3-domain kinase binding protein 1. The coding region runs from base 178 to 2019 and encodes 613 amino acids. NCBI's taxonomy places the organism in Eukaryota, Metazoa, Chordata, Actinopteri, Pomacentridae. Gene Ontology annotation, molecular function: protein binding. Gene Ontology annotation, biological process: actin filament organization; cell migration. The transcript has 19 exons. The record is from RefSeq and is a predicted model, not a curated record.
AAAAGAGGAAGGAAUAUGGUUUCGUCUGACGCUCCUCCCGUUUCAGCGGAUCUGUAGUACGGAGCAGGAGGCUGGGGCUCAGUCCGGCGCAAAACCCCCUCUCUGUACCUGAGACAAGCUCCCUUCCCUGCGACCGACCAGCCUCCAGGAGCACUGCCAGCACACCGGGACACAUAAAUGGUGGAGGCCGUGGUGGAGUUCGACUAUGAGGCUCAGCAGGACGAUGAGUUGAGCCUGACGGUGGGCGACAUCAUCGUGAACAUACGGCGGGACGAUGGAGGAUGGUGGGAGGGCGAGCUGGGCGGACGCAGGGGGCUGUUCCCGGAUAACUUUGUCAGGGAGAUAAAGAAAGAGGCAAAGAGGGAUGGAGGACAGGCCGGCAUGAUCAGAUCGGACCUUUCCAACGGCAGGGCGAGCCCCGUGUCUGACCCCGGCGUACGGCCAGGAAGGAAAGGAGACCAAAUCCGCAAACGGAGAUGUAAGGCUGCGUUCAGCUACGUGCCUCAGCAUGAAGACGAGCUGGAGCUGAAAAUAGGCGACGUCAUUGAGGUCAUAGCAGAGGUGGAGGAGGGCUGGUGGGAGGGAGUUCUUAAUGGGAAGACUGGAAUGUUUCCCUCCAACUUCACCAAAGAGAUUCAGAUCGACUCGGAGACGCCGUCGUUGGACACCUCGCAGGAGGAACUCCGCAGCGGCCGCAACAAUAAGGACAGUCCAGGCAGUGAAAGCGAUGGAACGGACACUCGCUCGGAAACAGGGUCAGAAAUCCAGCCCAAGAAGGUUCGAGGUUUUGGCUUCGGUGACAUCUUCAAAGACCAGCCCAUCAAGCUCAGGCCUCGCUCCAUGGACGUGGACUCAGAGGGGGACAAAGUCAACGAGGGGAAACCGGCGAGCGCUGCAGCUGAAAGCAUGAAGACUGAACCCGACGGCAAAACCAAAGGACGGGAGCAGUGCAAAGUCCUCUUUCCGUACGAAGCACAAAAUGAAGACGAGCUGUCGAUCAAAGAGGGGGAGAUCAUCAACAUCAUCACCAAGGAGUGUGCCGACGCCGGCUGGUGGAUGGGGGAGAUCGGAGGAAGGCAAGGCGUCUUCCCAGAUAACUUUGUCAAGCUGCUAGAAGUCGAGAAAGAGAGACCAAAGAAACCACCUCCUCCCAGCGCACCGUCGGCAAAACACACCACAGACAAAAAGCCAGAGCUCAAGAAGGUUCCUCCCGAGCGGCCUGAACAUCUUCCCCAGAGAGACCAGGAUCGAGGCGAGGAGGUGAAGGUCGGAGACAUCCCCAAGCCCUCCCUCCCAACUCUCCUUCCCAAGAAACCCCUCCCCCCAAAGUCGAGCUCCUCCUCUUCCUCCCAACCCCCGCGGCGUCCCGAGAGACCGCCCACACUAGCGUGUGAAAGCCCCAAGUCUGAGGGUGGGGCUUCGACACCAGAUUCUGCCCCUGACAGGUCACAUGACACCGACGUGGACCUGGAUGCAGUUGUCUCGUCUACAGAGAAGCUGAGUCAUCCGACGGUGUCGCGGCCCAGAGUCACAGACCGCCGACCUCGCUCGCAGAUCAUCACACCGUCUUCUUUGUCCGGUACCGACCUGGACUUGCCUAUAGUGGAGGAAAGGAAGGAGAAGGACCGAGGGAAGGACGAGCAUGAGUCCGUCCCCACCAGAUCUGUAGACGUUUCUGUGAGGAAAGGAGUUCCCACCAUCCCUGCACAUGACAGUAAAGCACCACUGCCCGCCAAGCCCUCUGUCCUGGCACCACCACACGCCAGCCACCGCCCCACCUCCCCGUCUUCCUCAUCGGGUCUGAGCCCCUCCCCCGAGCUCCGGCACUCGCCGCUGACCCCCCCAACGCUGGAGGAACUCAGGAACCAGCUGAGAGACCUGAGGGCCUCCAUAGACCUGCUGAAGAGCCAGCACAGGCAGGAAAUGAAGCAGUUGGCCAGCGCGCUGGAUGAGGAGAAGAAGAUUCGUCUUAGUUUACAGAUGGAAGUAGAGCACAUAAAGAAGAACCUGUCCAAAUGAAGCAUCCUUAACGUCACGCUCUGAUCACCACAUUGGAGGCCAUCAUUUGAAAACAUUCUCACUGUUGGCCGAGACACUUUAGCCAAAACAAAAGUUUGUGCCAAACGAUCAUCACGAUCAGCAACAGUUCAGCACCAUGGAGUCAGCCACCUUCCCCCUCCCCCCCGACGCCGCCUUAUCCUGUGUUUACGUCUUUAUUUUUUUCUUCUAACGAGGCUUCUCUGUUCAGUUUACUGCUUUCUUUUCGGAGCUUGCUGUGCCACCGGUACUGACUGACCACGGCCCGUCGCUACGCGUCGCCACGGUGACAGAACGAUGACACAGAGCCGUGGCUGCAGCGGCGACCUCACUGGUACUUUAUGUUUCUGAGUGUGAAGGAAACUUUGACCCACGUAGCCCGGUCGGUUCAGACGACCUCUGUGCUGUUCUGCGUCCACUCUGCGGCCUUCGCCUCUUAACUGUGUGUGAGCGUGUGUGUGUGUUUGUUUCCAUCCAUGUGGGGACUGUAGGUGUAGACCUUCAUCAUAGCGACAUUUUUAUAAAAACGCAUUAACCGCUCUGGCACUGCAGGAACUUUCCCAGAGACUAAGGCUUUGUUCAGACGGCAAAUCAGACUGCCUGUAGUCAUUUAAUUGGAUUGGUAUGUCCAGAUUUUACCAACUUAUCUGCAUGGGUUGCUACAGCAUAGGCAACACUAACUACGUAUGCUGGUGAUGCAUUGGAUCCUUCCGAUGCCAACAGACAGUUUAUUUCGGUGUCUGUCUACAAACUUUUCUUCUUCAUGUUGGCCUCCACAGUGGGUAGCUAGUAGCAGCACUGACUCAACACCUCAAUUACUUUGGAUUUGAGUGCGUUGUUCUGUGUCACAUUUUAAGUGACACAAAAAACACUAUGAAGUGGUGAAGAACGUCCGCACCCAGACACAUCUGUAGAAAUUUGAUUGGAAUCAUAUUUCAAACCAAUUCAAGUGUAAUUUGAUAUGUAAAAAUCACAUUUCCUUUUGUUUUAAUGCUGACCUGACUUUCUAAAAUCCACCUGGGUAUGCUAAAAAAAACAAAACAAGGUGGAAGAACCUGGUUUCCACCGAAGGAGUUGGUGGCGAAAUGAACAUCUAGGAAGAUAGUUUUACCCCGUAAAAAAAGUCACUGCUUCAGUAGGUUGUAAUCUCUUCAGGUUCUGGAAAGUUACUCUGAUAUUUGUUCGUCAUGCUUUCACACUUUGUGGAGCUACAGAAGACAUUGUAUGACAAAGGGACAAACAACAAAGUCCAGGCCUUGUUAAGCACUUUUUUGCGUUGUCAUGCUCAGAAACAGUAAAACAUCUGUUGCUUUUUAGAAAAUGUUCCCAGUCUUUAUGGGACGUUAGAUUGCAGUUGAAAAAAAGAAGAUGAAGGAAACUUUAGUUCCUUGGAAAGUUCCUGUGCAUUGUGGUGUUAAUGCAACUAUAGCUGUGACAUUAGUUGGAUCCUCACUUCUUCAGCAGGAUUAGAGGGGACAUAUUAUGCACAUUUCCUGGUUGAUAUUAAUAUAAUGGGGCUCUACUUGCACAUCUUAACAUCAUUUACAGUUAAAGAAACUCUCCUAUUUAUCUCAUAGUGCCCCUUUUGAGCUUCUUUCAUCAAGAGCCCCCCUCCCGAUGAAAGAACAAUGAUAGUCUGAUUUCAUUUCAGUUUGUCAUUCUUUGCUGAAGAUGUCAACUUCCAUUUGUGAAAAGUUAGUGGACUACACUAACAACCCACUUAGCAAUGAACGCUACGAAACGAAUAGCUGUUUGUGAGCUGUGAUGUCACUUUUAUGAGGAAAUAGAGAUAACAUUGCAAAUGAACUAUUGCAGGGAGCCUUUUUAUAUACAUUCCCUUCAAGCUUUGUAUAUCUUCUUAUGUAUAAUAUCGACUUCUGUCAUCGUAGCGGUAUAUAAAUGACCUGAAAACAACGUAAAGCAUGAUAUGUCCCCUUUGAGGUUAUAAUCCGGGUUGAGGAUAAAGAUUGCGAUCAGAAGUCUAACUGUGCUCGAUGUUUCUAUGGUACACUGCAGGCGGGUGAUUCUGAAGCAUCAGCCAUUUUUGGAAGCACUAGUAUUGGAACGUACUGUUUUCCCCGAACCUUGGAAACGACCUCUCAGUGUUUUUAAUCUGCAGUCAGAUGUCACACCAGUGGGGAGGCUAAACUUGCAAGCACAUCUUGAUUCCCCUUAACAACUUUCUAAAAAAAAUUGUCGACAUGAUAAGUACUGACACUUAAGGUGCUACUUAAAGAAGUGGAAGUACAUCAAGGGAAAAACAUGUCAGCCACAGUUUGUCUUAGCUUAGCAUAAAGACUGGAAACAAUGGCAUUGCUGUGUGCAGUGCUACCGAGUUAACGCACAAUGUUUGUUUAUUCUGUAUAAAGCAUAACAAUUACAAUUUGGGGUUUUACAAUAUGACUUUAGCACAUGAUACCCUUUACGGAUUAAACAAACAGGACGGACUGUGAGGUCUAAAAGUUAUAUAAGCACAGAAUAAGCACAGAAAAUCUCAUAAAUUUGACUUACAAUCAGAUAAUUCAGAAAAAUCAGUGUGUUUUGAAUCAUAUGAUGAUGAUUCUUAGGCAAGUUCUGAAGUGUUUCAAGUCCUACCCCAUUAGUCUUUUGUAAAUGAUUUAAUAAUUACAAAGUUAGGAUCUUAUAAUUAUCUUUUAGUAAAACUUCUGAUGAAGUCAUGUUUUUAUUUUUGUGAAUGAAAUGCAUUUGCAACUUUUGGACAGAGCCAGGCUAGCUGUUCUCCUUGGUUUCCAGUCUUUAAGCUAAGCUAAGCUAACUAUCUCCUGGCUCCAGCUUCCUUUUCCUGUUCAGACAUGAGAUCUGCUCAUGUAACUCUUCAUGAAAGCAAAAAAAGAAAAAGAAGCACAUUUCCACUGAUGGCAAAUUAUUUCUUUAACAAAACUGAAACUACCUUGUGAUAUGUGACUGCAAAUUAACAUUUUAUCUGAGGAAAAGCAUAUGUCUCUCUGCACAAACACACUUGUAUGAUGUUUAUCAAGUCAAUGCCUUCUGUACGACGACCUUAUUAUUCUAUCUGUAUUUGCUUUUUGCACUUUUGCUCCACGACUCCGUAAAGCUAACAGUUGUGCUGGCCGCAUCACGAUCCUACAAAUCAAACCGACAUCCACGUGCAGGUGAUUCAGGACAGGGUUUCGAGGAAUGUAGUCAACGGAAGGUCCUCACAGGUAAAAGGAAGAUUAAAAUGUGAGUGUGCAUGUGUGUGUAUGUGUGGCAGCAUGUACGGCUGUUUGCCUCCCUUCCUUAUAUGUGCACAGAAUCUAUGGCAACCCGUCACUGUGGCCUUCCUGUUUUUGAUUCCAGAUCUUUGUUUCUUUUCUUUUUCUUUUUCUUUUUUCUUGCUGUCUUUCGUACGACAACGAGAAAACUGCUACAACUGAGGCUACAAGUUGUUUUCUUGACUUGGUCCUUUCUCUCCAGGAUAGUGAUAAAUAUAUAUACUUUUAUAUUUCAGUGUAAUAAAGAUGCUAUUAUGUACUGUA